Molecule: messenger RNA, 1338 nt
Organism: Eucalyptus grandis
Lineage: Eukaryota; Viridiplantae; Streptophyta; Magnoliopsida; Myrtales; Myrtaceae
Exons: 1
Coding region: 468-926 (152 amino acids)
Source: RefSeq, a predicted model, not a curated record
CAUUCCCUCACUCUCUCUGUCCCCCUUUCUCACCUCUCUCUCUCUCUCUCUCUCUCUCUCUCCUCUCUCCCUCCGCCCUCGCCCGCCGCGCCGCCGCCGCCGCCUCCGCCACGCCUCCGAUCAUCGAUCCGCCACCACCUUCCUCCACCUGCAAAUCCUCCUUCUCCUCAGAUCCUAUUUUCGUUUUCUCCGACCUUCUUCUCUCUCUCUUCUCUCUCUCUCUCCAUCUUAUCUCCAAUUUCUUUUGUAUUUUUAAAAUUCCAUCUCUCUCUCUCUCUCUCUCUCUCUCUCUUUUGGGGCAUUUUAGUAAAUUCCACGUCGUUUUCGCACUUUGGACGUACUCUCUUUCUCUCAGCUCGUUUUACAAAGUGAUCUGGCGCUUUUGCCCUCGAUGCCCGGGGGUGAAUUGACGUAACCGCCCUUCCCUCCCCGGGGACGCGUGGCCGCCUUUUUCCCAUGCGGGCGAGAUGAGCUACCGCGCCCGCACGAUCUUGACACCUGGCGCGUCGAGGAAACGCAAGGAGAGGGAGUCGUUUUACACCAGCGCCGCGGCUCACGCUACCGCGACCAAGCCGGCCGCCAGGCCGGCCCAGGCCCUGGCCCAGGCCCACGCCGCCGCCAAGGAGGGCCCAGCCGAGCCGCCGGCCAUGUCCGACAACCGGCUCCUGGCGGGGCUCAUGGCCCACGAGUUCCUGACGAAGGGCACGCUGCUCGGGACGAUGCCAGAGGCGGCGUCGUCUCCUCGGGGGGACGAUCCGACGCCGCCGAAGCAGCAGCAGCCGCCGCCGCAGCAGCCGCCGCAGACGGAGGAGGUGGGGAAGCCGAGCGGGAGCUACGGCGAGGUGGCGAGCAUCCUGAAGGCCGACGGGGUCCACGUCCCGGGGAUCCUGAACCCCUCGCAGCUGGCCCGGUGGAUCCAGAUGUGACGUGGCGGCCCGCUAUUGGCCCCGACGAAGCGGCUGCAGGGGAGCGCGAGGAGCACCCGAUCCGGACCCCUCUAAUCGAGAGACGGUUAGUCUCUCUCUGUCUCUGUCUCUUAGAACAAGUGUCGACUAGCCUGGAACCGUCGCUGCCGCGACAGCGCGUCGGUGUAAUCGAGGGAGAGAUGGACGGUUCGAUCGAUGAUUCCAUCUGUCAUGUAGGAGAUCAGACGGAUCGCAAUUAUAUGCAAAUUCUCUUGUUUUCCUCCGUUCUAUUUUUGGGUAUUAUGUUGUUGUGGGCACCUGGCCGGCCGGCGAUACGAUCCGGCCGGUUUUCCGGCGGGGGCCGAUCGGUGGAGCCCCCCCGGGGCCAAUUUUUUCAAUGGAAUGAUGAUGGAAUGAAAGACAUUUUGCUCCA